CGUCCGCCUUGACGGUGACCAUUGAAGGAAAACGGAGCAGAGGAGCGAAACAUGGCGACUUCGAACAAUCCGCGGAAAUUCAGCGAGAAAAUCGCUUUACAUAACCAGAAACAGGCAGAAGAGACGGCAGCGUUCGAAGAAGUGAUGAAAGACCUCAGCAUAACCCGGGCGGCGAGGUUACAGUUGCAGAAGACCCAGUAUUUGCAGCUGGGACAGAACCGUGGGCAGUACUACGGAGGAUCAUUGCCAAAUGUCAAUCAGAUUGGAAACAGCACUAUUGAAGUGCCUUUUCAGAAUUCAGGGCUGGACACAAACAGAACAACACGACACCACGGUUUGGUCGACAGAGUCUACAGAGACAGGAACCGUAUCACAUCUCCCCACCGGAAACCUCUGUCUAUCGACAAACAUGGACGCCAGAUUGACAGCUGUCCAUAUGGUUCAGUAUAUCUGUCACCACCACCUGAUACCAGCUGGAGGAGGACAAACUCUGACUCGGCACUGCACCAGAGCACACUGACUCCGGCACAGCAGGCCUCCUUCACCGGGGGAUCACAGGAGCUCCAACCGAAACGAGUUCUCCUGCUGACUGUUCCAAUGUCUGAAGCAAUUAAGCAAGAGGUUGAUGAAGAUGGGCAAAAACAGAACUGGGAAUGCAAAAAGAAUGUUUCGAGGUCAAAGCCCUGCAAAGUCCCUGGGAUACACAUAUUUCCGUCUCCGGACCAGCAGCUGACUGCUUCACUAAAACCAGCAGCCCACAAUACUGGCGGUUCACUGCCUGACCUGACCAACAUCCAAUUCCCUCCUCCACUGCCCACUCCGCUGGACUUAGAGGAUGCAGCUGCCGCCUCGUUCAGCUCCUCUAACAGCACACAGCCUCUGGCUAACACACAAGGAGUGAACGCCUCUCAGUCCGCAGUAACCAUGGAAAUGCAGCCUGGGCAGGACAACAUGGUUCCUCUCAUCUUAAACGCAGGAGACUCCCACCAGCAGCCGCCCAUGCAGCUCUCUCCCACAUCUCCACCUCUCACUCUCUCUCAGGCGGCCAUCAACGCCAUGAACCUUGAACAGCAGCUGUCCCAGUAUGCCUUCUUCAACCAGCAGCCGUCAACCCAGACACACCAGAGUCAACCACAAACAGGCCUGGUCCAGCUGCCGUCCUCCGUGAACUCCUGCUCGACGCCAGACAACCAGACGUCUUCACAAACCAACAUGACCAUGGACAUGAACACGGCCUCCUCCCUCCAACAGUACCGCAGUAGGGUUGGAUCCUCUGCCAAUCAGUCUCCAACCUCCCCCGUCUCCAAUCAAGGCUUCUCACCCGGAGGCUCGCCUCAACAUAACUCCAUACUGGGCAGUGUGUUCGCAGACUUCUACGACCAGCAGCUCCCCUGCAUCCAGGCCAGCGCUCUCUCACAGCAGCUGGAGCAGUUCAACAUGAUGGAGACUCCCAUCAGCUCUGACAACCUAUACAACCAGACCUCCACCCUCAACUACUCCCAGGCGCUUAUGAUGGGUUUAACCGGUGGGCACUGCAACAUACAGGACUCGCAGCAGCUGGGCUACAGUAACCAUGGCAACAUUCCCAACAUCAUUCUCACAGUCAGUGGAGAGUCUCCGCCCAGUCUACCGAAAGACCUGACAGCGUCCCUGCCCUCAGACGUCAGCUUCGAUGUCGACUCCCAGUUCCCGCUGGACGAUCUGAAAAUCGACCCACUGACACUCGAUGGCCUGCACAUGCUCAAUGAUCCCGAUAUGGUCCUCGCCGACCCGGCCACAGAGGACGCAUUUCGCCUCGACCGGCUCUAACCCCCGCCGUACACUCACGCACAGGUGUGUGGACACUACUGCCGCUCUGAGUUGACAUCAGACAGGAUAAAACCAGGAGGAGCGGGUUUCUGGAGUAAUCUGGUGGCGGUCCAGCAGUUCCACACGACCACUGACUAACCCAACAAACCCUCGAAGACGUGAUUAGAAGAAAUAUCAGUGCUACCAGCCAUCCAUCUUCUCAGAACCAGAAAGAUGGUUCACCACUAAUGACGUACAUGUUAUGGAAUGAGUCCUGUUUAUGGUUAUUUUCCUACUCUUUGCUAAUGACACAUCUCUUUUGAUUUAUUUUUAGAUGCCCAGUUUUUAGAAGCACUUGUUUGAGGAAGCUUGAUACAAAAAAAAAAAUAUAUAUAUAUAAAUAUAUAUAUAUAAGUAUAAUGUGGGCAGAAGGAGCCGAGUCUUUGUGUUUAUAACUGACUGAAUGAGUUACAGUAAAGCUGCGUUUCCAUCACUGGAACCAGGAACCUUUGGAAGAACUCAGUUUGCAUCACAGGGAUCAGGGUCUAAGUUUAGUUGUGUGGUCUUUCUUUAAUAGUUCAGGAAUUUUGGGUGUAAACAUUUCUAAUUGGUUUCACUUUAGCCACUGGUUUUAAAAAGCCCUAGCUCUUUUUCAACCUAUUACUGUAGAGUAGGAGGGAAAAAGCAUGCGAUGGUCAGCCCAAAUUCCAGGCGUUAUUGUCUUUACAUCCUUUAAGUUCCUGGGAUUCAAUUUCUGGUAACAUGGAACCAAACACAUCUUCCUGAUUGUAAUAUUUCAUUUAAAUCCGCCCGCUGAUUUCCUAGAUCACAAGCACAAUCAUAAGUUCUUAUUUGACUCAGUUCAGGUUGGAACCAAACCGCAUUGUGUCAAACCAGUCAAUACGAUGACUUCUCUAAACAUACAAUACGUCUUUUGAACAGAACAAGAACGAACAGCUACACUUAAGACCCUCAUUGAUAAGAAGGAUGUGUUUAACAUACCAACUCUUGUUCUUCUUACAUGAUUGGGUAACAUUCAUUUACCUGCUGGUCAGUGCUCUGAUUGGCUGUAAGUUUAUCCAGUCUUCUUGGAAGUAACCAGAGAGGCUCCAGACAAAUUCAGACUAGAGUUCUGACAGUAAACGUUCCAGUCACUUUGGAUGGAAAUGUGGUUUAUGUCUGCAGAGAAAGCAUUUACACUAAAACUCUUACUUGUUAACAUAAAGUAGCUUGAUGAUAAGAGGAAACCACUCUUAGUUAGGGAUGGGAAUUAAUACGAUUUUAUCGAUACAAAUCCCAUUAUUGAUUCUGUGGGGAAAAGGAAACCUGCCCUGGGUAAAUAAAAAAGACAACUUUUUACCUCCUAAAAUAAUACUUUCAACUCUUUCUUUGCUAAACCCAAAAUGCAUAUUAUUCUUAUGCAUUCCACAGUUUGGAACCACUUCUUGAUUCCCAUCCCUACUUUUGGUUUUUGGUCGUUCUGUGAAGUUUUUACGUCCCUCUGUGCCAAGACGAUUGUUCUUCAUGUACAUUCAAUUAUAGUAUUAAUUCAGUGCAAAUUCCUGUGUCGUUUUGGCAAAGACGCCAAAACCAGACCCCAAAUUUCCUCUUAAAUCGUGAGUGUCAGAGUGAUUUUGCCACCAAAGUUACUUUAAGAACUGCUGAAUUUUAAUUUCAUCAUAGUAAAUAGCAGUCAUCAGUUAUGCAUGAAAUCACAAAGCACUGUGCAUACUUGUUUUGCCUUAAUAGUUUGACAUUUUGGUUUUCAUGCAAAGAUGACUAUUAUAUAAAUGGAAAAAUGUAUUACCUGUUGAGUAAUUUUUCAUGUUUUACAGGUGGUUUGGCCUAUAUAAUUCACAGUUGUGUUUCUGUAGUUGUAUUUUUGAGGCGUGCUGAUCUUUAUUCAAAAAUCUAUUGUCACUAACAUUCAGUUUUUCAUAUACAUACAUUAAUGACUAAAACCUAAACAGAUAAAUGACUUCUUUGUUAUGAAAUAGAUGUUUACAGGCUUGUUUUGUUUUAUAUUUUACAUGUACAGAAUGUGAUUAGAUUUGCGUAAUGGUAUCUAUGCAAAACUACAGCGAUUGAUUUAGGACUGUAAAACAAAACCGACAAAAUUAACCCUUAUAAAGAUGAAGCAAAUGUGCAAAAUUCUUAUAGAAUGCACAGCGACGGUGCCAUGUUAUAUUUCUUUUGAUACUUUAAAGACAUUUUUCUUUUCAGAUGAAUACGGUGUAAGGAAAAAAAAAAAAAAAAAAAAAGGCUCGGUGAAGUGUGGCAUAAAAUAGCAACUGAAACUCCUGGAUUUUUUUCCCCAAAGAUGUGACCUCAGUGUAGUUGAAAUAUUUAUAUUUUUCCAAACAAUUGAACUGCCUCUAUACUAGAACAGCAUUGUUGAUGCAAUGAGAAUGUAUUUAGGUCACAUCUGUACAGUUGUGUUGUUUCCAUCUCAUCAUCCUUGUCGCCUCUUGUAUGGUUUUAAUGUACUGUAGGACCAAAUAUGUUUGUUAAAAAUGUACCCAUCAUGUUUUUUCUGUGGAACUACACUCCCACCACGCUGAAUAUUCCCAGUUCUUUUUCUUGCUCAUGUUGUGUGUGCCCUUUAUCAAUGUGUUGGUUGUCUGUCUUGUGUGUUUUGCAUUUUUAUCGCUUUGUGCAUUUGCUCUUUAAAAGUCCUCUGUGAAGUUUGCGUGUGGAUCAGUGAGUGGAUGCAGAACGUCCACUCACUGCCCUGCCCCAUGUUUCACUUUGUUCAUAUUGCACUUUAUGCAUUUAUUUAAAACACAAAUUUAUGAGAGUUUAUAUACCAACACCCCCCCUGUGACUGUUACUGUAUGUGCACUGGACCUGUUCGCCCUGUCUUUGAUUAAACUUGCCUUCUUGUAAAAAAAAAAUAUAUAUAAUAUUAAAAAAGCUAAAUUAAAUGACAGUUAUUUUUGGAAGAACUCAUAUACAGAUCGUCUAUUUAAAAGAGCUGAGUUUCUAAUCAGUGAGUAUUUUGUUAGCCGUCUGCUGUUACACCGUUGUUUCCUAAAUUUUGGUAAUCUAGUCUACAUUUGUAUACUUGGGCAGUGGUGAUUAAAGGUGUCUGUAUAACUGACCUACAUGGUCUUAUUCCUGUGCUGCAGCUCUCUGUGCUAUUGAUGGCGUGUUUUAAUAAAUAACUUUACUAGGAACUGUUUUUAAUCACUAAUUGGCCAGUUUUAGUGUAUCAUUAAAAUUGUUCCAGACACAUUUUUAGUGAUUUCUCAGAUAAAAUUUGCAGUCACAUCACAAAAAUGUACUAGAUGGAAUCAAAAAGUAUUUUAUUAAAUUUAUACGUAACUCAGUCCAGUUUUGAAUAUUCUUUUUAAUUAAUAUAAGCCCAUAAAAGAGAGCAUUCUUUCUUUUCUAGGACACUAUAUAACCAUUCUUCAUGUAUAUUUUCCACACUGUAUUUUGUAGCUGCGAUGUUACAUCCGUUGAUGUAUGUCAAGGUCCUCCUGUGCCCGCAUAUUUCACUGUUAUUUUCAUACAAUGUCAAUCUGAAAUGUUGUGAAAAUGUGAUCGAAUUUAAGCUUUUCAUUUUCAGGUUUUUUUCUGUAUCUUUUUUUAAAUACUCUAAGGUUGCAUCAUGCUUUUGAAUUAUGAUGCAGUGUUUUUUUGGUUUAUUUCUCUUGUUUUUUUUCUAUUUUAAUAACUUUGUGACAGCAUGACUUAUUUCUGAGGAUAUUUUCCCUGUUAUGGCUUGCUUUUUUUUUUAUUAUUUCUUUCGAAAAGACGGGGUCAGCUUUGUCUAAGUGUGUUGUUUUUUUUCUUGUUUGGUGAUACUGUCUUUUGUCUCAUUAUUUCAGCAUCAUGUGUAGGCUAUGUAACCGCUAAAUGGAGCCUAAAAGCAUCAGAAAUAUGGUAAUCAGCCUUUUUACGCACAUGUACACGCUGUUGUUUGGUACUAUGUUUUACACUGCAAUAUACUGUAUGUGCUUAUUUUCUGUGCAAUACCCACAGAGUUUUGAUUAUGUCAUGGUAAAUCUAUAGAGUAGCUUUGUAUAUUGCUAUAUGGUAGGAAUAAUGUUUUUGUGCUUUAUGUGAUAUGAUGUCAAAGUGAGAAAAUGCACUGAGAAAUCCUGUGCUGCAAUAUGUCAUUGUGGCUCUAUAUUCUCUGCUGGACCUCAGACUUUAUAGUGAGCCUGACAUCUUUGUAGGUCCAUUCUUCUGUUUUUGGUAUUUUCUUUUCACUCUUUUUGUGCUCAUGUAGAUAGCUCUGAUGUAUCGCCUGUUAUGCCACCUUUUAUGCAUCAGCAUUCAUUGGUUUAGUACCAAUGUUUACUAGACAAGAGUUUACAAGAGAGCAAUGUUGGUUUUUCUCUCAACCGAAUCACAGACUACAUGUUAGCCACUUGCUGUGUAGUUUAGCAAAUGAUUUAGCUUUCUAAUAACCAGAAUUAACUGAGAAUCCAUUAUGUAAUUUCAAUAAUAUGAACACACAAUUCUCCACAAGUGUUAUGAUAUUUUCUGUAUCAUGAGUUUUGGAAGUUAUGUUAAUAAUUUCAACUUAACCUGUAUGCGUUUCAAGGCCCUGAAAGCACUUUUCUGAUUAUUCACACUUAAUAUGAGCAGCUCUGUGCUGUCGUUUUUACCUGGACAAGCUGACUUGAAUUACAGUAGGGUAUGGGAAUAAAUAAGAUUUUAAUGAUAGUUUAAGACAUUUUAAAGCAAAUCAGUAAUGUUAUUUCUAGUCUUUCUUUUCUUGUUAAAACAACAGGUGAACCAAAAAGCCAAAGUUCAAAAUAGCCAUAAAUAAGAACAGAAGUAAGAAUAUAUAAUGUGUCCCAACUGUCACUAGUGGAGUAUGAAUUAUUACAUAAUCUAUGACUUUAUCAAUGCAUUGUUUACAUUGAGGAUAGUUACUGAAAUUAUAGCAGCAUAAAGAGACGUGACUGAUAUAUACUUCCCGGAAAUUUCUUUUCUGCAUGAUACUGAAUUUAAAAAAUUUAGACAUUUUUGUUAAAUCAAAAGCAUUUAGUUCUGAGUAUGUUUUAUAAAUCUGCUGUCAAACACUAUAUACGUACAUAGUCUGAGGAAUAAGCAUUAACAUACAGCAUGAAAUGCAGUCACAGAUCCACAUACUGUAUCUGCUAUUUCUAUAGAUAUAUAAAUAUAGGUUAUGUAGGUUGACUUUGUGACACAUGUUAAAACGGAAUGAAUCAGGAGGAUGAGAUAGACUCAGGAGUCUAUGGAUGCUUUGUGUACAUUUUGAGGGCAGCCUUCUGCUGGUUCAAACCUCAUACAAUGGCAGCUAAAUUGUUAUAAAAUGUAUUUUGUUUCUGAGUACAGUGAUACUAAUUCAAACAGUGCACGUGCAUUUUACUGCCGUUCGGGGUGCAUUAUGUUCCUAUAAGUUCAUAAGGAACACAGCAACGGGAAACAUAUUAUGCUCUUAGAAUAUGCAAGAUUUAGCAUUCUGCAGCACAGCUUGGCAAGGUGGUACUUUGUUGAGCUAACCCUUUAAAAGUGACUGGUUCAAACAUUGUUCUUCAAAUCGUGUGUUUUCUAAUUUCACUGUCAAAUCGGACCAAAAGAAUCCAAGUUGGCUGUAAAUGUGUGCUAUAUUUAAGAUGAAAUAUGCUUCUGUUUGAACUGUACCUGAUGUAUUUUUUCUUGUGUGAAGGCUUCAGUCUUUGUAUCUUUGCAUUAUUAUUUGUAAAGGAAAUUAAAACAGAUAUAUCUGAGUAAGCAAA
Messenger RNA from Sphaeramia orbicularis (orbiculate cardinalfish), 7508 nucleotides. RefSeq names its product CREB regulated transcription coactivator 1a (gene crtc1a). The record is from RefSeq and is a predicted model, not a curated record. NCBI's taxonomy places the organism in Eukaryota, Metazoa, Chordata, Actinopteri, Kurtiformes, Apogonidae. Gene Ontology annotation, biological process: protein homotetramerization; positive regulation of transcription by RNA polymerase II. The transcript has 15 exons. Gene Ontology annotation, cellular component: nucleus; cytoplasm. Gene Ontology annotation, molecular function: cAMP response element binding protein binding. Bases 52 to 1809 code for a protein of 585 amino acids.